This is a messenger RNA of Ascoidea rubescens DSM 1968, 1834 nucleotides long. RefSeq lists its product as uncharacterized. The record is from RefSeq and is a predicted model, not a curated record. NCBI's taxonomy places the organism in Eukaryota, Fungi, Ascomycota, Saccharomycetes, Ascoideales, Ascoideaceae. The transcript has 2 exons. The coding region runs from base 4 to 1779 and encodes 591 amino acids.
AAGAUGCUUUCGAUAUCUGCUUCUAGAAGGAAGUUGUUUAGCUACAACAGAAGUGUCUGGGCUGGGGCUCUUCGUCCCUUGUCCUCUUCUACAGUGCUAGACACACAGGCCAAAGCUCCACCACCACCCAAGACAACUGAUGAUUUCUUGAAAGAUGUCUUAUCAAGAGUCCAAAAGACAGUUUCUUCUGAUGACAAAAACAAAGACAAUUCUGCUACUGGUGCCUACAACCGUUAUUUCAAUCAGGCCUCAAGUUCCAGAAAUGGCUACAGAAAUAACAAUUUUUCAGGGAAUAACAACAAUAACAAUAAUUACAGAAACAACUUUAAUAGAAAUAAUAACUUUAACAGAGAUAAUAACUUUAACAGAGAUAAUAACUUUAACAGAGAUAAUAACUUUAACAGAGAUAAUAACUUUAACAGAGAUAAUAACUCUAACAGAAGUGACAAUUUCAAUAGAAAUAACUUUAAUAGAAACGAUAACUCCAAUCAAAAUGAUAACUUUAACAGAAAUAACUUCAAUAGAAAUGAUGAUUCCAGAAAUAACAAUUUUAAUAGAAACAAUUACAACAACUCCAAUAGAAACAAUUUUUUCAAUCAAUCAAAUCAGUCUUCAUUCCAAUCCCAAUCCCAAACUCAAACUCAAGCUCAAGCUCAAGCUCAAACCCCAAAAGUUCAAAGUAAAACCGAUAGACCACACGCUCAAUCAAAAAUUCUUCCUUCUUCUUUCAACCGACAAAAAAAUUUCUUUAAAAGAGACAAUAACCAGCAAAAGAACAGUGCAUUCUUAGAAAUCGAUGCUAACGAAUUGGCUGAUAUGAUGGAUGGUUCAACAUCAGCAUCAGCAUCAGCAUCGGCAUCAGCAUCAGCAUCAGCAUCAAACUCUGCUUUAUCUCAUUCUGCUAACGAAAUUAAAACAAAAUUACACACAAAAUUAAACUUCUUUGCUGAAUCUGUUUCAAGAAGAAGAUUAGAGGCCCGAAAUGGGAGAAGAGCACCUAGAAACAAUCAAAAUCCUUCUUCCUCAAAUCAAUUUUCAAACUCUCCUUCAAGUUUCCAAAGAUUUAGAUCAAAUCAAUUACAAUCAAAAUCAAAUCCUAAUUCACCUUCUUCUUCCACUUCUUCCCAAAGACCUUCUAGAUUUGUAAGAACUUCUCCAAGAUCAAGAAACUCUAGAAGAUCAACCGACGUUCCUAUCCCUAGAUCUUCAUAUCAACCAUCCGCCUACAUUCCUUCUGAUAGUGUAUCCUCAUUGUUAGCUUAUUCACCAAAUAUAGGCUUCAAUCAAGAAUCAAGAAUUCGUAAAGCUGUUUUCAAAAUUAUGGAUCAAAAUUUCCUCACAAAAGAUGAACUCUUUGAAAGAGCCCAAAAUCCUUAUUUACCUCAUUUAACGUCGGUUCAAAUACCAAGCAUCUCCCCACCUCCAAAUCAUUUAUCUUAUCAAAUUGCAAAUAAAAAGUCAAAAUAUUUCUUCACUGAUAAUACCUCAAUUACUUCUCUAACUGAUGAUUUCUUUCGAAAAAAUAAAGACAAUUUAACCAAUAUUCAAGAUCAAUCAAGAUUAUUUGAAAAAAUUGUUCAAGGUAACUAUAAAUCUGAGAUAAUAUUAACUCCAUUUCCAAAUAAUUUAGAUGAAAAAAUGAAAGUUAACUUCAAUGUAGCAAAAUCCUCUUUAAAUCAAAAUCCAACAAUCGACUCAAAACUCAAAAAAAUUGUUUUCCCUUCAUUAGUUGGUUUAAAGGGUGUUUCUCAAAUUAAAACUCUAGUUAAUUCAAAAUAAAUAAAUAUUUAUUUCUAAUCACUGUAAAUAUAAUAAAUAUUAUUUUUGGUUCGAA